AUGGAUAAAAGAUGGAGUCUUCAAGGGAUGACUGCUCUGGUAACUGGUGGAGCCAGCGGAAUCGGGCAUGCUAUAGUAGAGGAGCUAGCCGGUUUUGGAGCUAGAAUCCAUAUAUGCGACAUAUCUGAAACACUGCUUAAUCAAAGUUUAAGUGAAUGGGAAAAGAAAGGGUUUCAAGUUAGCGGUUCAUUCUGUGAUGUAUCCUCUCGUCCCGCAAGAGAAACACUUAUGGAGACCGUCUCAACGAUGUUCGAUGGCAAGCUCAACAUUCUUGUGAACAACGUUGGCGGACUUCGCACAAAGCCAACAACAGAAUAUCUGGCUGACGAUUUCUCCUUCCAUAUUUCAACAAACUUAGAAUCUGGUUAUCAUCUUAGCCAGCUUUCACAUCCUCUCCUAAAAGCUUCUGAAUUUGGAAGCAUUGUCUUUAUUUCUUCUGUUGGAGGGGUUGUAUCGAUGGAAGGUGGAUCUAUCUAUUGUUUGACCAAAGGAGCUAUAAAUCAACUAGCACGAAAUCUGGCGUGUGAAUGGGCACGAGAUAACAUAAGAGCCAACGCUGUUGCUCCUAAUUUUAUCCAAACUGCUAUGACUCAACCUCUUCUCGGAAACGCGGGAUACAAGAAUAAUUUGUUAAGUAGAACUCCUCUUGGUCGCACUGGAGAGCCGAAAGAAGUUGCAUCACUUGUGGCUUUUCUGUGUCUACCUGCAGCUUCAUAUAUUACUGGUCAGACCAUUUGUGUUGAUGGAGGUCUCACUGUCAAUGGUUUGUCAUAUCAGUGAGCGGCAUGAGCCAUACUUGUGUGUGUGUCUCUUAAUAUGCUUGAGCCGAGACUUAUGUAUGUGUGCCAUUUUUGUUUUUGUGUCAUUCAUCAAGGAUUAAUAUUGUAUUUUAUUUGUGUUAUAUAACAAGA
Eruca vesicaria subsp. sativa (arugula) is the source of this 911-nucleotide messenger RNA. Lineage: Eukaryota; Viridiplantae; Streptophyta; Magnoliopsida; Brassicales; Brassicaceae. The record is from the annotation of a GenBank genome assembly.